Molecule: messenger RNA, 1752 nt
Organism: Diabrotica balteata
Lineage: Eukaryota; Metazoa; Arthropoda; Insecta; Coleoptera; Chrysomelidae
Source: the annotation of a GenBank genome assembly
AUGUUUUCAGAUUCAAAUAGUGAUUCGUCAGAAGAAAACGAGAAUUAUUUAAUAAUGAGCACCGAUACUAGAAGGAAAUAUGGUCCAUUAAUCGGAGCAAUAGAUGAAGGAACUUCAAGCACUAGGUUUCUUGUGUUUGCUUCCAAAACAGCGGAAGUCCUUACUUACCAUCAAGUAGACAUUCCUUCCAUUGUACCUAAAGAAGGGUGGUUUGAACAAGAUCCCAUGCUUAUCCUACAAGCUGUAAAAGAAACUAUAGAAGUUACCUGUGAUAAUUUAGAAAAAUUAAAUAUUGAUUAUGCAGAUAUUGUAAGUGUUGGAAUAACAAAUCAAAGGGAGACAACAGUUUUGUGGGAUAAAAAUACUGGACUGCCUUUAUGUAAUGCUAUAGUAUGGAUGGAUAUUAGAACGUCUAGUACAGUAGAUGAAAUAUUAAAAAAUGGUAAGCGGCGACAAGAUUUUCUUCAAAAUAUAUGCGGUCUUCCUGUUAGUACAUAUUUCAGUGCUCUUAAAAUUAAAUGGAUGAUGGAUAAUGUUCCGGGAGUUAAGAAAGCAAUAGAUGAAGAUAGGUGUUUGUUUGGAAAUAUUGAUACAUGGUUAAUAUGGAAUCUAACUGGAGGUAUUGAUUGUGGAAUGCACAUCACAGAUGUUACAAAUGCUUCCAGGACAAUGUUGAUGAAUAUCGAAACGUUACAAUGGGAUAAGAAAUUAUGUGACGUUUUUGGAAUUCCAAUGAAAAUCUUGCCAGAAAUUAAAAGUUCCUCGGAAAUAUACGGAGUUAUAGUUAUGGACAUGAAACUGAGUGGGGUUCCUAUUGCUGGAAUUUUAGGUGAUCAGCAAGCCGCCCUAGUGGGACAGAUGUGUUUGAAGUCAGGCCAAGCGAAAAGUACAUAUGGUACCGGGUGUUUUAUACUAUAUAACACUGGAUAUUCUAUAGUGAGAUCGAAACAUGGAUUACUUACUACAGUUGGUUAUCAAUUUGGAAAAAAAGCAAAACCAAUAUAUGCCUUAGAAGGAUCAGUAGCUAUUGCCGGUAUAUCAAUAACGUGGUUACGUGAUAAUUUGCAAAUCAUAAAAGAUGUAUCAGAAUCAUCUGAAGUAGCCCAGUCAGUAGAUGCAACAGGAGAAGUCGUUUUUGUUCCCGCCUUUUCUGGUUUAUAUGCUCCAUAUUGGAGGAAAGAUGCAAGAAGCGUAAUUUGUGGAAUAACGGAUGAAACAAAACCAGGUCAUUUCGUAAAAGCGGCUCUUGAAGCAGUAUGCUUUCAAGUCAGAGAUGUUCUUGAAGCUAUGGCCUUAGACUGUAGAUAUCCCCUUCAAAAAUUAUUAGUCGAUGGAGGAAUGACGAAGAACGAUUAUCUUAUGCAAAUGCAAGCGGAUUAUUGUGGAAUUCCUGUUGUGAGGCCGACAAUGACUGAAACAACAUCACUAGGAGCAGCAAUAGCCGCGGGUAUAGCAGAAGGAAUAGAAGUGUGGCAAAUAGAUAAAAUACUUCCGGUGCCUUGUGAUAAUUUCACACCGCAAAUAUCAGAAAAUUUAAGAGAUAUAAAGUAUUCACGAUGGAAAAUGGCUAUUGAUAGAAGUUUAGGAUGGGCAAAACCUGCUAAGUCAAAUGCUGCUUUAAAUUUACCUAGAAUGGUUAAGUGGGAUGAUGACAACUCAGAAAGAAAAAUAGCAUCAGCUGUGCCUGCAGGACUGUUUGUUAUUGGAGCAGCAGCAAUUAUAGUAAUUUCAGAAAUUCUUAAUAAACCUUAA